Mus musculus (house mouse) is the source of this 4191-nucleotide messenger RNA. It is a transcript of the gene Zik1, whose product is annotated as zinc finger protein interacting with K protein 1. Gene Ontology annotation, biological process: regulation of DNA-templated transcription. The transcript has 4 exons. Gene Ontology annotation, cellular component: nucleus. The record is from RefSeq and is marked validated. Bases 247 to 1638 code for a protein of 463 amino acids. NCBI's taxonomy places the organism in Eukaryota, Metazoa, Chordata, Mammalia, Rodentia, Muridae.
GCGCUCUGUGGCGCUCAUUUUAGCGGUUUUUGGGUCCCUCCUUCCAGAUCGUGUGCAAGACCCCUUUGUCCAGAGGUGUACGGAUCGAAGAAUCUCAAAGGAGCGGUUCUAAGGGCGUAAUAUUCAUCGCAGCCCCGGCACUGACAGUGGCAGUAUUGUCCAGGUCCCUCGUCCCCGUUUCCCCGUUGUCUGCGCUCGCUUACUUGGAUGGCUGUGCCCACGCUCAUGCACCAGGCUUAGGUGUCCAUGACUGCAGAAAUGGAUAUGGCCCUCAUGCAGGGCUGUGUGACCUUUCAAGAUGUGGCCAUUUGCUUCUCCCAUGAAGAAUGGAGACUUCUUGAUGAGACUCAGAGGCUCCUGUACCUCAGUGUUAUGCUGCAGAACUUUGCACUCAUAAACUCCCAGGGUUGUGGGCAUAAAACAGAAGAUGAAGAGCGAAGGGUUUCUACACGAGCGUCAAAGGGUUUGAGAUCCGAGACCACACCGAAAACUAACCUCUGUGAAAAGUGUGUCCCGAUUCUGCAAGACAUUUUGUGCCUGCCUGGUCUACCUGGGCAGAAACAUAGUACAGAGGCAAGUUCAAAAGUUGAUCAGCACCAAGACCAUAAUAGUACAGGAAAACCCUUGGAGAAGAAUGCUGACAGGUCUUCAUACCUGUUCUACCUGUCAGCAAAGUCCUUCCCCAGUUGGGAUGUUGAAAAAGACCUCCCAGAUAUACUGAGCCUUCUGAAGUCUCAGGUCUGUCCCAAAACUAAGAAGUACAGAAAAAGCACUGAGGGUAGGAAAGAAACAAGUCAUGAAAGUGACAAGUCAGAAGAGUGUCAGAGCCUUUCCAGUCAAAAGCAAACACUUGCUCACCACCCAAAAACCUCCAAUGGAAAGAAACUUUAUGAGUGCAGCAAAUGUGGAAAGACCUUCCGUGGCAAAUACUCCCUUGAUCAACAUCAGAGAGUCCACACCGGAGAGAGGCCUUGGGAGUGUAGAGAUUGUGGGAAAUUCUUUAGCCAGACCUCCCACCUGAAUGAUCACCGUAGAAUACACACUGGAGAGAGGCCUUAUGAGUGCAGUGAAUGUGGGAAAUUAUUUAGACAGAACUCCAGUCUUGUUGAUCACCAGAAAACUCAUACUGGAGCAAGACCAUAUGAGUGUAGCCAGUGUGGGAAGUCCUUUAGUCAAAAAGCUACACUUGUUAAACACAAGAGAGUUCACACUGGAGAAAGGCCUUACAAGUGUAGUGAGUGUGGGAAUUCCUUUAGUCAAAGUGCCAUUCUUAACCAACACCGGAGAAUUCACACUGGAGUAAAGCCUUAUGAAUGUAGAGAAUGUGGGAAAUCUUUUAGCCAAAAAGCUACCCUUAUUAAACACCAGCGAGUUCACACUGGAGAAAGGCCUUACAAGUGUAGUGAGUGUGGGAAAUCUUUCAGUCAAAGCUCCAUCCUUAUUCAACACCGGAGAAUUCAUACAGGAGCAAGGCCCUAUGAGUGUAGCCAGUGUGGAAAGUCCUUUAGCCAAAAGUCCGGUCUCAUUCAGCAUCAGGUAGUUCACACUGGAGAAAGGCCAUAUGAAUGUGACACAUGUGGGAAUUCUUUUAGUCAGUGCUCUAGCCUCAUUCAUCACCAAAAAUGUCAUAACGCUUAAGAAACCUCAUGAAAGCAGCAAAUGUGGAUAAGCCUUCAGCUGAAGGCCUAACAUCAUUUAGCUCCUCCAAAUCCGUACUUGAGAAAAAGCCUUAGAUUUAUAGGGAAUGCCCUCUUUUUGGUUUUGCUUUUGUUUUUUGUUUUUUAAAGUACUAUGACACUAGAACCUUUGCAGAGGAUCCAACUACAAUGUAAGGUUGAUCUUCCAGUAUCCAGGAAUCAGAUUCCUCAGGAAUUCAGGCACAAGUAGGUUCAGCAACUGCUUUGCCCAUCCUGAACUGGCCAAGACCUUUGCCAUUUUUGUACCAGUGUUUGUGGUAGAAGCUAUCAGUCGUUCUCUACCACAUGACCAGUGUGCAAUGAUUACACCAUCAUGGUAAGGAAAGGCAAACUGCAGAUUGCCUGGAAGAAUUCUUCAAUGGAGGAUUUAUGGAAAAUUGGUCCCCCAGUUUUAACUGAUUAAAAUGUGGAUAUGACUAAGAUUUCACCAAGAAGAUCAAAUUUAUUGUCUGCUAAAGAUGUCUAGAAUUUGCUUCCCUGCUUCUUUUAAAAAGUAGCUUUUAAUCUGUGUCACAUGACAGUUAGGUGAAUGUUUCCAGCCUUCUGAUUAUCAGUUGGUCACUGCCUUCUCCCCGUUGCUCUGAUUUGUACACUGAUAAAUGCCUUAUCCCUAAAGCUACCUUACUCUUAAGAGUGCAGUUUACUAAGUGGGAAGGCUGGUAAACAGACUGAUCAUUUUAGGAAAGAAUGGAAAGCUUUUAUAGAGGGUCUCAACUUGGUUUACCUCUGCACGGACAGCAAAAUAAAGAAAGCAAAUUUGUAUUGCUUCCCAGGCCAACAGCUGGGACUUCUUUAUUAUAGUUUAUGAAUAACUGAAUAAGUAUUCAUGUACAUGAAGAUCUAGUUGAAAACUUUCUGUGAUCAUCUCAAGAAGAUGUCUGUUAUUUCCAUAAGCUCCUUUACUUGUGGAAAUGAAAUGAAUUGGCUCAUUUCUUUUUCUCAAAGGAUGUCCUAAAAAUGCCUAUGAUGCAGAGAGACAGCUCAUAAAGCUGUAUAAAGAGUGUGCCUGGAUAGGAAUUAUUCCAUAGGCACCAGCCAAUAAGAUGACCACUCAUGAGGUGAUCAGAGCUAGAUGUGAAUCAUCAUUGGCAUACAAAAGAUGGGUAUAGUGGAGUCUUCAGCCAGCCAGAUGGAAUGUGACUCUUUUAAAAGUGCACACAAUCUUUGUCUUUGGCUGAAUUCACAGGACUUAAAGAUCUUUGUAUUUACAAUAGCUGAGGUCAUUGUCAAAAAUGGUAUGGUUUUGUGGGAUAGUGGAGUUUAACUUGAUCAUUUACCUCCAGUCUUGUUAUAGAGAUAGGAAAAUAAGGAAAUGAAGAUUCUUUAGUCUUAGAAUGUAGCUGUUAUAAUUGCAUUCCAGCUGCUGUGUUUGCAGUCUGGUAUUCACAAAUGUCUCUGCCAUUUCCUGCAUUAACAAAAGGCUGCCCUUAUCUGUAUAUGAGGACAGAGUUCAAUCAAAAUGGGGGAUACCAAGCCUUCUGGUUUGCAGAAAUUAGGAGUUCUGAGCUUUGUACUUUGAGUCACUUUUUAUAAAGUUUAUCAAUGUUUUAGUGAAAUGCAGUCAACUCUGAUUUAUCCUUGAAAAAAAUCUUAAAAUCAUCUUUGUGAUGAUGGACUUGUCUGUGACUUACCUCACCCUGUUAAGAUCUCCCUUGUGUUCUCGGACUUGUAAGUGUUGAAUAGCUUAUAUUUGGCUCUUAAGAGUGCAGUUUGUGAAUGAAAACAAAAGGUUUUUUUUCCUUAGAUACAGUGUCUUUUAGGAAUACAUAAUUAUUUUGAGAUUCAUCACUGCUGCUUUUUAAUAACUUUAUAGUGCUAUACCAUGUUUGGUUUUGUAACUAUACAACAAUUUAUUGAUCUUUUUUAUUCAUUCGGCUCUUGGUUGAAUCCUUUCUUGAGCUGUUACAUAUUAUGGAUAUGAGCAUUUGAUUCAAUAUGCUUACAUUUUUAAAUUCCUCUCGAGCCAGUAAUUAAGUAUAUGUGAAUGCUUCUAUUUUUAAGAAAGUGUCAAACUGGUAUAGAUUGCUCUAGAUCAGUGGUUCUCAACCUUUCUGAUGCUGCAAUUCUUUAAUACAGUUCCUCAUGCUGUGGUAACCCUCAACCAUAGAAUUAUUUUUGUUGCUACUUCACAACUGUAAUUUUGCUGCUGGUAUGAAUUGUAAAUAUUUGUGUUUUCCUAUGGUCUUAGGUGACACCUGUGAAAGGGUCAUUUGACUCCCAAAAGGGUCACGACCCAUUGAGAACAACUGAUGUAGACAGUGUAUGAACAUUCUUGCUAGUACUUGUGUGGUUAAUGAGUUUGCUUUGAGCCAUUUGAAUAGCUGUAUAAUAACACACUGUAUAGUCUUAAUUGCUUUUUUCGUGUUUCAUGAUACUGAAUAUUUUUGUGUGUUUACUUGCCAAGUGUAUUUUUUAAAACUUGUUUUUUUGCCUAUUUUCAAGUGAAAAUUCAUGUUACUGUCCUUUUCAUUAAUAAAUAGAUGUACACUAACAA